Drosophila ficusphila is the source of this 1231-nucleotide messenger RNA. RefSeq names its product zinc finger protein 2. Gene Ontology annotation, cellular component: nucleus. Gene Ontology annotation, molecular function: RNA polymerase II cis-regulatory region sequence-specific DNA binding; DNA-binding transcription factor activity; zinc ion binding. Bases 121 to 1209 code for a protein of 362 amino acids. Gene Ontology annotation, biological process: regulation of transcription by RNA polymerase II. The record is from RefSeq and is a predicted model, not a curated record. The transcript is spliced from 4 exons. NCBI's taxonomy places the organism in Eukaryota, Metazoa, Arthropoda, Insecta, Diptera, Drosophilidae.
CGUGACCAAAAAGAAAAUGCUGUUAUAUUUCCAGCCAUAUGGUAUUAUUCUGGCUUCCGAACACAUAUUUUUUGCAUGUCAAACAAAUAAAUUUAAAUAAUUGGAAUUAAAUUGGGCAAAAUGAAGGCGUUCUGUCGCACAUGUGGUAAAACCAUUGUGGCUGAUCAAUGCCUUCAGAUCUUUGCGCCCGAAGGCCGAAAACUUCUACAGUGCGUGCGCUCCAUAACAAACUGCUGGCUGCAGGAUGCCCAGGACUUGCCUACCCAUAUGUGUCCUGGUUGUCAGGCGCUGCUUAGACAGGUCCAAAAAUUCCGUCGACGAUGUGCAAAAAUCGAAAAGUAUCUCACCAGGCGGCGGAGCAGAAUGAAUCUUGGCGAGGCUCCUGCGGCUGUGGCGCUUCAGCUUCCCGUCCAGCAAUCGACUGCUCCGGAUCCCCUGGGCAUCGAUGAACUAAUGGCAGCCAGCGAAAUUAAAUUGGAACCCACUGAGGUGCAUAUGGAGCAGGAAACGGUGUCUUAUUCAGGGGAUCAGCUUAAGGAAGCCAGUUUUGGGGAUACCCCGGGAUACUCCGAGCAAUUUGUGCCCCUGCCUGAGGACUAUGGAGAAGAACAGACUGAAAUAGUGGCCACUGACACUGCCAAACCGGAACCGGCAAAAGUGAAAAUCAAAUCCAAGCAUACAAUGCGGAUGGGCAGAAAGCUAAUCCAUGUGAAAGUUAUCGACGACAAGCAACCGAAGCGAAUUGUAGACCGAAAUGGGCAGAAUGCCAAGCCGUGUAUUUGCGAGCACUGUGGCCGACAAUUCAAGGACACCAGCAAUCUCAAUGUUCACCUGCUGCGACAUACCGGCACUAAGCCCUUCGAAUGCGAGCAGUGCCACCAGAAAUGCUACACUCUCCAUUUACUUCGACGCCACCAGUUGAAACACACAGAGGGUCCCUAUGCCUGCACUUUUUGCGGUCUGGAAUACAGUACGAAUAGCUCUCGCGUUAGGCAUGAAAGGGAGGCCUGCAAAAAGGGACGAGCGCCGCAGUCCAAGUGGGAGAUCAUCAAAAAGGGCGAGCGCACUUUCCACUGCGAAGUAUGCGAUCUAUGGUUUCUGCGAGCUGGUAACUUCACGCAACACAUAAACUCUUCCAGCCACAUCGAAAAUGAACGUAAAAAGAAACGUAAAUCAAAAUCAGUGCAGCCUUCCGCAGUAAAUACAUAAAACAACUGUGGUUAAAAACAGA